Macrobrachium nipponense is the source of this 468-nucleotide messenger RNA. RefSeq lists its product as uncharacterized. Lineage: Eukaryota; Metazoa; Arthropoda; Malacostraca; Decapoda; Palaemonidae. Bases 1 to 468 code for a protein of 155 amino acids. The transcript has 4 exons. The record is from RefSeq and is a predicted model, not a curated record.
AUGAUGGGUAAAAGUGAAAUGGCAGCGGGCGAAGUAUUGCAAGCUAAGAGUAGUAGAACAGGGAAGCUAGUAGGUCUACCUAAUGAGCUGGAUGAAGAGGAUUUUGUAGAUCUUGGAGUAGAGUCUGAAAAUGGUAUAGAAAUUGAAGCCUUGAAUUAUCUUGGAGGUUAUAUAGCUCAUAAGUACAAAAAAACAUAUCCUUCCGUAGGAUUCCCAGAAAUUGAAGGCCUAAACAACGACUGGAACUCCAAAGUACCUGGUUCUGAAUCAGUAUAUGAAAGUGAAGAGAGGCUGUUUAGCACGAAGGUUAAAGGACAGUUUUACAAAAGUGUAGUCAGACCAGGGAUUGGUUACGGAGCAGAGACGUGCUUGAUGAAGAAGGUUCAAGAACAGGAAAUGGAUGUGGAAGAAGUGAAGAUGCUGAGAUGGAUGUGUGGCGCCACAAGCAGAAAUCUUAUCAGGAAUUAA